UGCAAAUGCAAGCAAGCAUCUCUUUAGAACAGAAUCAUAUUGAGAAGGUUAUAAAUAUAUAGAUCAUAUUUAACUUUCUUCUCUUGAUCACUACUGCUUGUCACCACUUGAUCAAAACAAAAAAAGAGAAGAGAGAAACAAAUCAAUGGCUGAGGCUGCAGUGGGUUUUCUAAUCCAGAAACUUGGUGAUCUAUUAGUGCAAGAAGCCAUCAAUUUGCACGGAGUGAGAGACGAAGUGGAGUGGUUGGAACGAGAACUGCGGCGGAUGCAGUGCUUCUUAAAAGAUGCAGAUGCAAAGAAGAGCCAGGGAGAUGAUGAGAGAGUGAAGAACUGGGUCAGUGACAUGAGAGAUAUGGCUUUUGAAGUUGAGGACAUCGUUGACACUUUCAUGUAUUGCAAGCUGCGUAGACAACAGAGGCAGUCUGGUUGCAUUGGUUUCAUCAAGAGGUUUGUAUUUAUAUUUGAUGAAUUGGUCAGUAAACGAAAGAUUCAUGUGGAUGUUGAAGGGAUAAAAACUAAGUUGCAGGAGCUAUCUCAAAGUAGAUCAUUAUAUGGCAUUGAAACAAUUGGCACAACUAGUCAGUGUAGAAGUCAAGGCGUGAUUCCUAUAUUGCCCCAGCUGAGUGAUGACAUUGAUAUGGUCGGCUUUGAUGAUGAGAAGAAAAAGAUUGUGCAAGAGUUAGUGGACACAAACAAUACAAAUCGGUCAGUGAUCUCUAUAGUGGGUAUGGGUGGUCUAGGAAAGACCACACUUGCUAAAUCUGUUUAUAAUGAUUUUGAAGUUAAGAGAAGUUUUGAUAUAUUUGCAUGGGUAAUCAAAUCUCAACAAUAUACCAUCCAUGAGGUUUUGAAGAGAAUCUCGUCAGAAAUUUCAGCAACUCCAUCAGCUGACACAAUCCAAGACCUCUCGGUUGCUAUUUCUGAAAAAUUGAAGAAAGGCAAGUACUUGAUUGUUCUUGAUGAUGUUUGGAAAGAAGAUGUAUGGAAUGAAUUACUAAAAGUCUUUCCAAAUGUUAAUAAGGGAAGUAGAGUUAUUAUCACUACUCGCAUCACAAAUGUUGCUAUGAUUGCAAAUCCUACUACCAAACCACAUGAAUUGGGUUGCUUAGAUGAAAAGGAGAGUUGGGAGUUGUUUCUUCGCAAGGUCUUCCCAAAUCAAAAUAUUGAAACAUGUUGUCCAACAUAUUUGGUUGAUUAUGCUCAUCAACUUGUUCAAAGGUGUGGAGGUCUACCACUAGCACUAGUAGUUCUUGGAGGACUUGUCUCAAAGAAACCACAAACCCAAGAUGCAUGGCGGAAAGUUGUUGAGAGCAUGAAAGGGCAAUUUGUGGAAGGUGGAGAAAAGUGUUUAGAAAUAAUUGCAUUGAGUUACAAUGAUUUGCCAUAUUACUUGAAAUCAUGUUUUCUUUAUUUUGGUUGCUUCAAAGAGGACAUGACUAUUUAUGCAAAAACAUUAAUUAGAUUGUGGUCAGCAGAAGGUUUCUUACCAGUGAAAAAUGGUAAAAACCACGUAAGAAGUUGGAUUGGAUUGUUCUAG
Messenger RNA from Dioscorea cayenensis subsp. rotundata (Guinea yam), 1537 nucleotides. RefSeq names its product putative disease resistance protein At1g50180. The record is from RefSeq and is a predicted model, not a curated record. The transcript has 2 exons. Lineage: Eukaryota; Viridiplantae; Streptophyta; Magnoliopsida; Dioscoreales; Dioscoreaceae. Gene Ontology annotation, molecular function: ADP binding. Bases 146 to 1537 code for a protein of 463 amino acids. Gene Ontology annotation, biological process: defense response to other organism.